Messenger RNA from Menidia menidia (Atlantic silverside), 3354 nucleotides. NCBI's taxonomy places the organism in Eukaryota, Metazoa, Chordata, Actinopteri, Atheriniformes, Atherinopsidae. The record is from the annotation of a GenBank genome assembly.
CUGUCUAACAGUCCUAUCGAGUCUUGUCAGAACUUCUACAAAGACUUCACGUUACAGACAGACAUGGCGUUCAAUGUGUUCUUCUUGCUCUAUUUUGGCCUCCGUUUUAUCGCUGCCAACGACAAGCUGUGGUUCUGGCUGGAGGUGAACUCGGUGGUGGACUUCUUCACGGUUCCUCCCGUGUUCGUCUCGGUGUACCUGAACAGGAGCUGGCUUGGUAAGGAGGCACCCAUCACUGUGGAAAACUCAGGGGAUCCUUGGGAAAAUUUUCAAAAUUCCCAAGUGCUUUCCUACUGGGAAUGUGUCUACCUGCUCAUGGUAACGAUGUCAACUGUCGGCUACGGAGACGUUUAUGCAAAAACCACCCUGGGCCGCUUGUUUAUGGUCUUCUUCAUCCUUGGUGGUUUGGCCAUGUUUGCAAGCUACGUCCCUGAAAUCAUAGAGUUAAUAGGAAACCGCAAGAAAUAUGGUGGUUCCUAUAGUGCGGUUAAUGGGAGAAAGCACAUCGUGGUCUGUGGUCAUAUAACACUUGAGAGUGUGUCCAACUUUCUAAAAGACUUCCUACACAAGGACAGGGAUGAUGUCAAUGUAGAAAUAGUUUUUCUCCAUAAUAUUUCCCCUAAUCUUGAGCUGGAAGCCUUGUUCAAGCGCCACUUCACCCAGGUGGAGUUCUAUCAAGGAUCUGUCCUUAACCCACACGACCUGGCCAGAGUCAAGAUUGAAUCAGCUGAUGCCUGCCUGAUCUUGGCCAACAAAUACUGUGCUGACCCUGAUGCUGAGGAUGCGUCCAACAUAAUGAGAGUAAUCUCUAUCAAGAACUACCAUCCAAAAAUCAGAAUCAUCACUCAAAUGUUACAGUACCACAAUAAGGCUCAUCUUUUGAACAUCCCAAGCUGGACCUGGAAGGAGGGAGACGAUGCCAUUUGCCUCGCAGAGUUGAAGCUUGGAUUCAUUGCGCAGAGCUGCUUGGCUCAGGGCCUCUCCACCAUGCUGGCCAACCUUUUCUCAAUGAGGUCCUUCAUCAAGAUUGAGGAGGACACUUGGCAGAAGUAUUACCUAGAAGGAGUAGCCAAUGAGAUGUACACAGAGUACCUGUCCAGUGCUUUUGUGGGUUUGUCGUUUCCAGUCAUUUGCGAACUCUGCUAUGUGAAGCUGAAACUGCUCCUGAUAGCUAUAGAGUACAAAUCUGAUCAAAGGGAAAGCAGCACUCUGAUCAAUCCCGGAAACCAUGUGAAAAUGCAGGAGGGGACCUUGGGCUUCUUCAUUGCCAGUGAUGCCAAAGAAGUUAAGAGAGCUCUGUUCUAUUGUAAGGCUUGCCACGAUGACAUAACUGAUCCCAAAAGGAUAAAGAAAUGUGGUUGCAAGAAAUCUAAAAAUAGCUAUAAUGGAUAUAUCAAAUCAAUAAAGAACAAACAACAAAUCCAGUCAUCAGCUUAUCAGUUCAAGUCAACUAAACUGAGCCUGAGCACUGCCAACCAGGCCUGUAAUGGCCCCCCCACUAGAGCUGCUGCUGUGUCGGUCCCCUUGGUAAACAACCGCAAGGGAAGCCUACUUUCUCCCACUGACCCCUCCACUCUGAGAUUGAGCCUCAUAGGCUCCAGAGACCUGGCCCCGGUCAGCAAGCUGCGAGGCGUGGCAGAGGAGUCCAGCAUGCUCCAGCGUGCGCGUAGCCUGCCCGUGAAAUACAGAUACCAGUCCGGCCGCACCAUCGAAGAGGACCAGCAGUCAGCGCUAUCGCCCAAAAAGAAGCAACGCAAUGGAGGCAUGAGGAACUCCCCGAACUCCUCUCCUAAGAUAAUGAGACAUGACCCACUCCUCAUCCCAGGCAACGAGCAGAUAGAGACCAUGGACGAGAACAUAAAGAAAUACGAUUCCACAGGGAUGUUUCACUGGUGCCCAUCCAAAGACAUCGAGAAGGUCAUCCUGACACGCAGUGAGGCUGCCAUGACUGUUCUGAGUGGUCAUGUGGUUGUGUGCAUAUUUGGAGACGUGAAAUCAGCUUUGAUUGGACUCCGGAACUUCGUAAUGCCCCUGAGAGCAAGCAACUUUCACUACCACGAACUGAAGCACAUCGUGUUUGUGGGGUCCCUCGAGUAUUUGAAGCGGGAGUGGGAAACUCUUCAUAAUUUCCCAAAAGUCUCCAUUCUGCCUGGCACACCGUUGAGUAGGGCAGAUCUGAGAGCUGUCAACAUCAACCUCUGCGACAUGUGUGUCAUCCUGUCAGCCAAUCAGAACAAUAUUGACGAUGCAUCACUUCAGGACAAAGAAUGCAUCUUGGCGUCACUCAACAUCAAAUCCAUGCUGUUUGACGACAGUAUUGGGGUCUUGCAGGCCAAUUCUCAAGGCUUCACACCACCAGGCAUGGAUAGAUCUUCUCCCGAAAACAGCCCAGUCCACGGUUUAGUGAGACAGACCUCAGUCACAACUGGAGCAAAUAUUCCAAUCAUAACAGAACUAGCACCAUUAGCAAAGCCAGGCAAAAAACUGCCUGUGAUUUCAAUCAGUCAGGAUAAAAGCAGUGGGACCAACAUACAAAUGAUAACUGAGCUGGUAAAUGACUCCAACGUUCAGUUCCUGGACCAAGACGAUGACGAUGACCCGGACACAGAGUUAUACCUCACUCAGCCUUUCGCCUGUGGGACAGCUUUCGCGGUCAGCGUUCUGGACUCUUUAAUGAGUGCAGUAAGCGGGGCCACGCCGGAGCUGGAGGGGCUGCUGGCCGAGGAGAACGCGUUACGGGGUGGUUAUAGCACACCACAGACCCUGGCGAACAGGGACAGGUGUCGCGUGGCACAGCUGGCCUUGUACGACGGGCCCUUUGCUGACCUUGGGGAUGGUGGCUGUUAUGGUGACCUGUUUUGUAAAGCCCUGAAAACAUAUAACAUGUUGUGUUUUGGUAUUUAUCGGUUACGAGACGCGCAUCUAAACUCACAAAGCCAAUGCACCAAGCGGUAUGUCAUCACCAACCCACCAUAUGCAUUCGAGCUGGUGCCCUCAGAUCUGAUAUUCUGCCUGAUGCAGUUUGACCACAAUGCUGGCCAGUCUCGAACCAGCCUCUCCCACUCUUCUCACUCUUCCCACUCCUCAAGUAAAAAGAGCUCCUCCGUCCACUCUAUUCCAACCACCAACCGCACCAACCGCAUCAAAAGCAGGGACUCACGAGACAAACAAAACGCAACAAGGAUGAAUAGAGUUGGCCAAGAAAAGACAUGGUUUACAGAUGAGCCAGAGAAUACCAACCUGAGGACCAUACAGUUCAAGCCUGUGAAUACUCUCGCCAUCAACCAAGUCAGUCAGAAUAAAUGCACAAGCAGCUCAAUUCCACCCAUCAGAGAGGCAGAGGAUGAGUGCUGA